Molecule: messenger RNA, 1680 nt
Organism: Cordyceps militaris CM01
Lineage: Eukaryota; Fungi; Ascomycota; Sordariomycetes; Hypocreales; Cordycipitaceae
Product: A/G-specific adenine glycosylase
Exons: 1
Coding region: 1-1680 (559 amino acids)
Biological process (GO): mismatch repair; base-excision repair
Cellular component (GO): nucleus
Molecular function (GO): purine-specific mismatch base pair DNA N-glycosylase activity; oxidized purine DNA binding; 4 iron, 4 sulfur cluster binding
Source: RefSeq, a predicted model, not a curated record
AUGCGCGGGCAAACUCGGACCGCCGCGCGCCGCCGCGCGUCACGCGCCAGCCCAGCAUCCUCCCCUCACGCCAGCGACUCCGACAGCACAUCCCCCGCGCGGCCUGCCAAGCGUCGCAAACCGACCCCCUCCCCGGCCGCGGCCAAGACGGACGCCUACCGGGCCAUUAUCCGCUCGCCCACGGCCUCCCCUGGCCCCGCGAGCCUGCCGCCGACGCGCUGCCACGCGCUCGCGUACCACAAGCCGCUGCUCCUCGAGGGCGCCGACGCGCGCGGCGCGCUGCUGCGCUGGUUCGACUCUGUGAGCCAUGCGCGGGCGAUGCCGUGGCGCAAGCCGUGGGUGGACCCGAGCGGCUUCGCGUCGGCGGACGCGCUGCGCGCCGCGCUCGAGAAGCGCGCGUACGAGGUCUGGAUCAGCGAGAUCAUGCUGCAGCAGACGCGCGUGCCCGUCGUCGUCGACUACUGGAACCGCUGGAUGGACAGGUGGCCGACGAUGCGGGACCUGGCGGCCGCCGACGCCGACGCCGUGCUCGCUGCGUGGCGCGGCCUCGGGUACUACAGCCGCGCGACGCGCAUCCACGCCGCCGCCAAGCUCGUCGUCGCGGACCCCGCCAUGGCCGGGCUGCUGCCGUCGGCGGCCGCGGAGCUCGCUGCCAAAAUCCCCGGCGUGGGGCGGUACACGGCGGGCGCCAUCUCGUGCAUCGCGUUUGGCCGCCCGGCGCCCAUGGUCGACGGCAACGUGCUGCGUGUGCUGAGCCGCCAGCUCGGCCUCUACGCCAACGUCAAGGCGGUCGCGGACAUGAUCUGGGUCGCCGCCGAGGAGCUUGUGAAUGCCGUCGCGCUGGACGGACAGGGAGACGCAGCAGCGGUAACGCCCGACGAGACGCGGAGUGACCGGCCGGGGCGCUGGGGCCAGGCCCUCAUGGAGCUGGGCAGCACCGUGUGCGCGCCCAAGCCCGACUGCGGCGCGUGUCCCAUCACGGCCACAUGUCGCGCAUAUAGCGAGGGCCUGGCCAUCAGCAAAAAGGAGAAGAGCAGGGACGACAUCGCCGCCAUAGAGCAUCUUUGUAGUGUAUGCGAGCCGUUUGACGAGACCGACGAUAUCGAGAACCAACCCCCCGUUGUCGCCCGCAAGGGCGGCAAGCAAGCGACGCUAUCCGCCUUCUUCAACAAGCCCAGUACACCACGCCCGAAUCCGUCCGCCAUAGUCGACGUCGAGGCCAUUGUGAACCACGCGCGGCGGUUCCCUGUUAAGGUGGCGAAAAAGGCCGUCCGCCAGGAGGAGACGCUUGUGUGCGCCGUGGUGCGCGGCGACGGCCGGUACCUGAUCCACAAGCGGCCGGCCAAGGGGCUGCUCGCCGGGCUGUGGGAGUUUCCGAGCUCGACGCUGGAGACCCCGAAAGCGAUCACGGCGGGCCAGCGCAGCAAGCUGGCCAGGGAAUUUGUGGCGGGGGUGCUGGACGGCGAGGACGGGGUCCAGUACGUGGGGGAGCUCGGGAGCGUGCCCUGGCUGUUUUCGCAUAUCAAGCUGACGAUGCAUGUACACUUGUUCCGGCUCGAGGGGGCGGGAGAUGUGGGCGUGCAAGGGACGACGAGUCGACGGUGGUCGGAUACUGUGGACACGGAGUCAAUGGGGACAGGGAUGCGAAAAUGCUGGGAGUUGGUCAAGCAGGGUGUAUGA